AUGUUGGGUGACUGGGCCUGGGACAAAGCGGACAAGAUUAUUGGCAAUAACCCAUCAGCAGCCAGAGCAACAUUGGUUCCCAUCAUCCUUGGCAGUGACAAGACCACUGUUUCCAUUGCAACUGGGCAAACAGAUUACUACCUGCUCUAUCUUUCCAUUGGAAAUGCAUGCAACACCACUUGUCAUGCACACUGCGAUGUGGUAGUGCUCAUUGGAUUCCUUGCAAUGCUGAAGAUGACUAGGGAGCAUGCUAAUACACAAGUGUUCCAUAAAUUCAAGAAGCAGCUCUUUCAUUCAUCACUGGCACAUGUUCUUCGAUCACUUGGUCCUGCAAUGACAGUUCCAGAAACAGUACUAUUCAACGAUCAGUACUACCAAUGUGUCAUCUAUGCACUUGCAGCUUACAUAGCUGACUACAAAGAGCAGGUCCUCUUGUCGUGCAUCAUGCAUAAUUGGUGUCCAAAAUGUCUCACACACCAGGAGAACCUUGACAAAGAUGCACUCUGGCAUCACCACAAGCACACUGAAUUGAUCAUCAGGGAGUUGGACCCUCAGACACUUUGGGAAGGGUAUGGAAUUGAUGGAGAUAUAGAUAUAGUGCCAUUUACAAGUGGGCUUCCAUGCAUGGACAUCCAGAGAAUGCUUUCUCUGGACAUUCUUCAUCAACUCAUCAAGGGUGGAUUCAAAGAUCACCUGGUUGACUGGGUGGAAAGGUAUCUCAUCCAUAUUCAUGGAAAGGGCACUGCAGAAAAAAUACUGGAUGAUAUUGAUCAAAGGAUUGCAGCUGUCACCCUGUUUACUGGGCUGCAACAUUUCCCUCAAGGCCAACAUGUUAAACAAUGGACUGGUGAUGACUCCAAAGGCCUCAUGAAGGUAUAUAUUGCAGCCAUCAAAGGCUAUGUCCUAGAGGAUGUCAUCCACACAUUUUGUGCCUUUCUCAAGUUUUGCUACCUCAUCUGUCAAAAUGUUAUCACUGAACCAAUGCUUACUGCAAUCAAGGAUGCACUUGCAUGCUUCCACUUGUAUCAUGAAGUCUUCUGGAAUGCCCAAGUAAUCACUAUGUUUUCAUUACCCUGGCAACAUGCUAUGAAGCAUUAUCCCUAUCUUAUAUGCCAGUUCAGCACACUGAAUGGGCUCUGUUCUUUGAUUACCAAGUCCAAACAUAUCAAAGCAGUCAAGCAACCUUAUCAGCAUGCUAACCACUUUCAGGCUCUCAGACAGAUGCUUGCAAUCAACCAGAGGCUUGACAAAUUUGCUGCAGUGCAUGCAGACUUUGAAAAACAUGGCAUGUUGAGAGGGACUUGCCUGUCAUAUGUGCUUGGAACUCUAGAACAAUAUUGUAAUGAGACUCAUAAUGAGACUGACCAUGAUGUGUCAAACAAUCAGGACUGCGAAGACAGUGCUGAUGAACCCACAGCAAGUUUUGAAGAAGAUGCAGGUGAUACAGAUGACUCUCCUAUGAAUAUGAGGGACCUAGCAACUGAACUCAACAUACCCCAGCUCCUCAAUAUCUUGCACUGCUUUCUUCAAUCACAGCUUCAGCAUGACAAUCACAAUCCAGAAGAUGUCCCCUUGGAUGAAUAUCCCUUUUAUGAUGAAUCUGUCUGUGUCUACAACUCUGCAUCCUUGAUGUUCCAUGCACCCAGUGAUUACCUAGGCAUGGAGUAUCCUUGCAUGAUCAUAUGUUGGUUUGACCAUGUAGGAGAUGGCCCAGACACCAACACAGGGAUGUGGAUAGUUCGUACAUGCAAUGCUCAAGACAUCACUAUCAUCCACAUUGAUACCAUCUAUUGUGCAGCUCAACUCAUCCCUAUAUAUCUGCAAGUUAUGAAAUAUGCCAGGAUCAAGCAGUCACAUAGGGCGAUGAGACUGACCUCUGGAGUUGGAAGUUCAGCAGGGUUGAUUGGCCAUGAAGAACUCAGUGAUGGAGGGUGUAGAGUCAGGAAUGGCAGCGACAGAACCAGCAUGACCCACACUGCUGCCAGAGGCCCAUCCAUCUGCAAGGCAACUGAUGGCGUUCACCUUACACAUGCCAGAGACUUAGAAUCGCAGCCAUUCGAAGUGGAAGUACAGCUAUCCCCCCCACUGUUCACAGUUUUUGCUGCCCCUAUGGUGACACAAUUUAUCAUAUCAUUCUGCAUUUCUUUGAUCAUCUGGUUACUCCAGCUCAGUGUAUGGACUGUUGCUGCCAUCAUCUCCAUUCCCAAUGCCCUUCUCACCAUGGACUCCACAUUGCUCAAGCACCCCCCCACAGCCCUCAUUUUCCUUGAGAAGAACCACCCCAAAACCACUCAAAGGGAGGAAAGACUGGCCAGAAGCAUCUUUGGACUCAAUUUAAUGGAUUAUGGGGCAGGAGAGGGUGGCAUACAAGCAGUCAUUUAUAAUGUGGAGGAUGGGUGGGGCAUGUAA
This is a messenger RNA of Pisolithus orientalis, 2409 nucleotides long. RefSeq lists its product as uncharacterized. The coding region runs from base 1 to 2409 and encodes 802 amino acids. The record is from RefSeq and is a predicted model, not a curated record. NCBI's taxonomy places the organism in Eukaryota, Fungi, Basidiomycota, Agaricomycetes, Boletales, Pisolithaceae. The transcript is spliced from 15 exons.